GCUCCAGUCUCAAACUUAACCCCGUUCCUGCUGAAGAAGAGGGAGUCUGCUGGAUGGAGAAAGAAGCUCUCUUGAAAGAUGAGGAGGAGGAGGAAGAGGAGGCUGUUACAAUACAAAAACAAUUAGAGGUUGAGGCUGUUACAGUGAAAGAAGAAGAAGAGGAAGACGUUACAGAGGAAGAGGAGGACGACGACGUUUCAGUGAAAGAAGAGGGGGAGAUGGCUGUCACAUCGAAAAAUGAAGAAGAGGACGAAACUGGAUACUGGUCCCGGUUUCCCAAACGCAUCUUCAGGCAUCCGAUGGUUCUAACGAUGAACUUAGCAAUAAGAUGGUUUUGAGAAACCGUUCUCUGAGUAACACUCGAGAGAGACGUGACUAUCGUGGAUCCUCUGGGGGGCCUCAACAACCUCAUGAUGCUGAAGAGGCAGAGAAGAGUCUCUCCACGUCAAAACACCUCAAGAAACACCAGCAGAGACCCACAGGGAAGAAAUCUCACUUCUGCUCUGACUGUGGGAAAGGUUGCACAUCUUCAUCAGAACUUAAAAUACACCAGAGAAAACACACAGGAGAGAAACCUUAUAGCUGUGAUCAAUGUGGGAUGAGUUUAACUACAUAUGGCAGUCUGUUAAGACACCAGAGAACACACACAGGAGAGAAUCCUUAUAGCUGUGAUCAAUGUGGGAAGAGUUUUCCUACAUCUAGCCAGCUGACUUCACACCAGAGAACACACACAGGAGAGAAGCCUUAUAGCUGUGAUCAAUGUGGGAAGCGUUUUCCUACAUCUUGCCAGCUGACUUCACACCAGAGAAAACACACAGGAGAGAAACCUUAUAGCUGUGAUCAAUGUGGGAAGAGUUUUCCUACAUCUAGCCAGCUGACUUCACACCAGAGAACACACAAAGGAGAGAAACCUCAUAGCUGUGAUCAAUGUGACAAGAGAUACUCUGAUAAAAGAUCUCUGAUCAAACAUCAGAAAAUACAUACAUGAAGGAGUUGUUUCAUGAUUUCAAUGAAUUAAUGUCACCAUGUAGAAUGUUUUAACAUUGUAGUAGGAGUAUUUUAAUGUCACCAUGUAGAAUGUUUUAACAUUGUAGUAGGAGUAUUUUAGUGAUGUUCUACCUUAUCAUUUGCACUGUUCAAUUGAUUGCAGCAUGAUAUGGAUAUUAGCCUCAGGGGAAAAUCCAGGCUCUGAAUUGAAAGAGUAUUAUUUAACAAAAAGUGCUGUGUUAUACUUACUGUGUUGGUGACCCACUUUAAUCAAAAUGCAGCACUUCAAAAUGUAGCUAGCUGUUUUCUACAAGUUGAAAAAGCUGCGUGUUUAAAAAAGACAUGUAAUAUGAUAAUUGUUGCAGAUGUUUGUGUAUAUACACACAUGA
Messenger RNA from Salvelinus fontinalis (brook trout), 1376 nucleotides. RefSeq names its product gastrula zinc finger protein XlCGF71.1-like. The transcript has 2 exons. Lineage: Eukaryota; Metazoa; Chordata; Actinopteri; Salmoniformes; Salmonidae. The coding region runs from base 329 to 988 and encodes 219 amino acids. The record is from RefSeq and is a predicted model, not a curated record. Gene Ontology annotation, biological process: regulation of transcription by RNA polymerase II. Gene Ontology annotation, molecular function: RNA polymerase II cis-regulatory region sequence-specific DNA binding; DNA-binding transcription factor activity, RNA polymerase II-specific.